This is a messenger RNA of Schistocerca gregaria, 1332 nucleotides long. RefSeq lists its product as uncharacterized. The coding region runs from base 29 to 922 and encodes 297 amino acids. The transcript has 2 exons. The record is from RefSeq and is a predicted model, not a curated record. Lineage: Eukaryota; Metazoa; Arthropoda; Insecta; Orthoptera; Acrididae.
UGCGCUGUUAUCUGCCAGAUGUCACACUAUGAAGACGUCCGUGGCUCUGUACGUGCUGAGCGCUGUUACCAUCACUACUGCCAACCAGGCUCCAGUGUCUCACAAACGCUUCAUCAUUGACGAAGAUGAUUUCAGCAGUAAUCCAUGGAAUCCAACGCGUGAGAAUGCGGGAACACAAAUUUGGGGUAUCAACCCUGAAGACACUGAUAUCGCUAAUGAAUGGAAUAUUAAAAGAAUAGCGGUGGAACGCAGUUGGGAUGACGAUCAUGACAAAGGAAGUGACACGGAUUGGAGAUACCAAGAUGAGAAUGUGUCCCCUGGACAUAAGGACAGCAUUUACAAAGGUUCUAGAGUAAUGCAUUCUGGUACCAGAGACGGAGAAUGGGGGCUCAGAAAAAAUGGAAAUACAGACAGUACGCUGUGGAAGCCUGUUAACGAAGAACUUGACGACUUACGCUCUCAGACUAAAAGUUGGAUAACUAAUGACAGAAACGUAAGGCACAACAAUGAACUGAACUCUGAUGGUCGGAGACUUGUGUCUGAUAAUUGGAGGAGCCUCGCAGGGAAUGUUGUCCGGAAACCUGAUCAUAAGGACGGUUUAUGGGCUCGGAAUGGUGAUGACAGACGCUCUAACAUUAACCCUCAGAGAAUCAGGGAUGAGGCACAGUGGCUUUACAGACGCGGCUUUACCCAUCAAAACAAUGACUACUGGUACACCGAUGACGCACACCCUGGCUUCGCUUUUGUACUGACUGGAGUUUCGAUGGCUGGUCCACAGGUUGCUAAGCUGGAUGGUGAGUGGUUGAAAAACACAGAUACAGGUGAGAUGGAAGACGGACCCUGGGAAAGGCAUGACGAAUUUCGAGACGGCUCUUAUGAACAAUUUGAGGACAUCGCUCUGAAAACCAGGAAAUCCAUGUAGGAUAUUUAUUGUGAAGGAGUCUUAUGAAACUUCGUGGUUGACUGACACUGGAAUCAAAGUUCUCUAAACACUGGCAUCUUCAAAAUAAGAACUAAAACACAGGCGUGAAUCAACCAUGAACGAAAGCAUUAGAUCAAUGACGACUAGGUAGUGGUGCAAGUAAAAAACAUAUAUAUUGGCAUUCCGGUUGUGAGAAAUCUGAUUGUUUGUAUACAGAAUAAGCCAACAACGCCAUAUACUUACGCGGAGCGUGUCAACAGAGUGUAUGUAUGUAUCACCAAGAUGUGAUCGAGUUUCUAGAUGAAAUUAGACCAGUGACAGAUAUCAAUAGACACAUGGAGACUGUAACACUUUGUGUUCUUUGUAAGAUGUAAAUAAUAAUGUAAAACGUUAAUAAAGUGCUUAUACAA